AGGAUGCAACCAUGCUGAUGUCAGAAGAGCGCAAUCCAACAGUUUCUCUCAUUGCCCCUAUAAAUGCACAACUUCUCCAGAGCAUGACAGACACGAUGGGAGACACACCCAUGAUCCAUGAGAUCAAGAAUUCUAUUAGAACAGAUCUCCAGAAGAGGUACAGCAGUGAGGCCGAGAAGAAGAUCCUUCAUACAGCCUCUGCACUGGAUCCUCGCUUUAAGGGACUGCCUUUCAUCCUCACAGAUGAAGAAAGAUUGGAGAUAUUUAAAGGAGUCACUGAGGAAGCUGCAUCCUUGGAGAUUACAUCAGAUGAGAGUGAGAGGACACAAGAGGAUCAUCAAGUGCCUAGAAGAAAACAAACUCUGGAAGAAGAGGACAGUUCACCCAUCGAAGACAACCAUUCUCCACCAUCUCCUCCCAAAAAGGCCAGAUCGCUGCUCGUGAGUUUGCUGGGACAGUCUUUCACUGACACUGAAGGUACAAUAGAACCCAAAAAGACCCCCUAUGCCAAGGCUGAAGAGGAAAUGGAAAACUAUUGUAAAGCCCCACCUCUGCCUCUCACUGAGGACCCUUUGAACUGGUGGCGUGAGCAUGAGGUCAUAUUUCCCCUCCUUUCUCGGCUGUCAAAGCAAUACUUGUGUAUCCCAGGUACAAGCGUGUCUGCAGAGCGGGUUUUCUCCACUGCAGGAGAUGUGGUAACUGCAAAAAGAAGCGCCCUCAAACCAGACCAUGUAGAUCAAUUGGUGUUCUUACAGAAAAAUCUACAUGUUCCCAAAUGCUGAGCAGUGUUUUUAAUUUUAUAGAUUUUGUUUAUAGCAUUGUCUCUGCCACUGAAAUUUUUUAUUUCUCUGUCUCCCCUGCCAG
Molecule: messenger RNA, 864 nt
Organism: Bufo bufo (common toad)
Lineage: Eukaryota; Metazoa; Chordata; Amphibia; Anura; Bufonidae
Product: E3 SUMO-protein ligase ZBED1-like
Exons: 2
Coding region: 12-782 (256 amino acids)
Molecular function (GO): protein dimerization activity
Source: RefSeq, a predicted model, not a curated record